Pseudomassariella vexata is the source of this 2664-nucleotide messenger RNA. RefSeq lists its product as uncharacterized. NCBI's taxonomy places the organism in Eukaryota, Fungi, Ascomycota, Sordariomycetes, Amphisphaeriales, Pseudomassariaceae. Gene Ontology annotation, cellular component: cytoplasm. The transcript has a single exon. The record is from RefSeq and is a predicted model, not a curated record. The coding region runs from base 105 to 2339 and encodes 744 amino acids. Gene Ontology annotation, biological process: mitotic spindle organization; cell population proliferation.
CUUAACUUGAUAAACGUUUACCUCAAUUUGAGGAUCAUGCGAAAUUGCUAUUGCCAUUGCACUUAGAACGCUGAAAAUACCAAACCCCCUCUUUCUCAGCCGCUAUGGCUUCACCACUGUCACCCUCGCCCAACGGGACGCUCAAUCUCGCGACGCCGCAAAUAACCCGCCACCUCGACGCCGACGCGGCUCAUUCCAACGAUGCACCUCCAGACGAAGAUGCCGACACAAGCUCUCCAUUUAUCUCCUCCAUUCAGGAUUCCAAGGUCGACAGUCCUGUAAAAGAGAACGUCUCGCUCAACAAACGGCACUCUAGAAUAAUGUCGGGAAACGAGAUAGCUCCUCUGAAGAUCCUCAGUGUCAGGGACGAAAAUGUCGAGACCGAGUCACGAUCGCGGUCGCCAGCAAGGCAAUCGCCAAUCCCUGCAAGCCCAAGAAAGGCGCCCUCGGUCGUGAAGCGCUUUCCAGUUAAGAUCAUGAGCACAAUGCCCGAGAAGUCUCCCGAGAAGUCUCCCGAGAGGUCUCUCGAGAAAUCUGCCGAGAAGCCUCCAGAGACGAACAUUGUGAAGGGUCUCGAGUUCACGCUUGAAGACGCAAUGCAAAAGAACGGAGGUCUUAAACAUGCAAUGGGAAUAUUCGAGGAUGACGACGAGCCCACGAUUGACGCGGAAGACGACGCUGAUGACACAUCGUCAACAGUGGGACAUCAUCAGCAUGUAGACCCUGCCGACGAAACCGCUGCGCCAGACGAGUCAAUGGUCAGCACCUUUAGCACAUUUUCUGCCGUGCCAAACAUGACCAUGUUCGCGCGAAUUGGUCACAGUCCCACGAGAUACGCCAAUAUGGGCAUGACUCCCACUUCUCGAGGGGGUCGGCCUGACCCGUCACCUAAUCGGACCCCUCGACCUCCUACUAUGAACGAUGCUAGCAAUACAACCAGUCUCAUGGAAUUCACCGAGCAGUUCUCAAACUUUCCGUCUCGAAAUGGCCCACCGUCAGCCUCGCGGCGACCGCAUAUGCCCCUCACCCCAACAACCGGUGACAUGCCGUCCUCUACACCACAACGACAGCAAUCUAACCUCCUGGACUUCGACAUACCGCCUCUGCCCACACCACGCAGCAUACCAACUGUUACCCCUCGUGAACUCGAAUCUCUCAAAUCUUCCUUCCUCUCGGAAAUCAGCAGCCUCAAAGCCUCCCUUUUGGGGAAGGAAGCUGAGGUCGGAUCUCUCAAGACAGCCAUUGGUGAUGCUGAGAAACGCGUCGGACAGUGUAUGGAGCAGCUGCGCGAAACUCAAGGACUUCAAGAGGCCCUCACUGAAGAGAAGGAAACAUGGGAGAAGCGCGGCCGCGAGAUGGAGGCCGUGUUGCGCCAGGUGAAAACUGAGAUCGUUCACAACCAACGCGAAAAGGAGGAACUCGAGUACAAGCUUGACGAGAGCGAGAAGCGUCGCGAAGCCGCCGAGAUGAUGGCGCAAGAUGCGGAAUCGAAGAUGGCGGGCAUGCGCGCUGGUAAGGCCACAGCAGACAUGGGCUCCCCCGGUAGCAACAAAUCGCCUGAUAAGGGCGGUAAGAACCCGGGCUCGCGCGAAGUUGAAAUUGCCGUCGAGCGUGUGGCACGAGAGUUGCACGCCUUGUACAAAAGCAAGCAUGAGACCAAGGUUAUAGCGCUCAAGAAGAGCUACGAAAAUCGCUGGGAGAAGAGAGUUCAUGAACUGGAGAACAAGAUUGAAGAUCUUUUGGACGAAAACGAGAAGCUGAGACUCGGCCGCGACGCUACCAUGACCAAGGUCGACCCCACCCAGGCUGCGGCCAACGAAGCGCGCAAGGAGCAGGCUGUGAAGGACUCGGCACAGAUCAAGGAGUUGGGUGCCGAGAUUGAAAAGCUCGAGGCGAGCAUCAACAGCGUCAAGCAGGACAAUCAAGAAUUGAUCCAGCUGCUGGAGAAGGAACGCGUCGAAAAGGGCGAGUUGGUCCAAUUGGCCGAGGAGAUGAUGUCGAUGCAGCACAGCUUCGUCCAACCACAGCCUGAGGAGCCGCCAAAACCGGUAAAACCGGCUCGACCGGUAUCGAUGUACGCGAAACCGCAAGAAAAUGGUACCACGCAGACAUUCCGGACUAGCAUCGGUCGCCCAGGAGGUCCAUCGGGCAUUCGAACACCGGGCCGAGCACCAGGCUCGUUGCCCAAACCGCAAAUGGGGAGCAGAAUCGGCGGUCCUUCCCUAAAGAGUGGUGGUCCUCAUGGGGGUCUGCCUCGGCCGGGCAGUGGAACGGGAUCACGAAGUGGCAUCAUGAGCUCGAUCGAGAGAAUGGGCACUUACAAAGGGCGGGGUGAUUAAGUUGGAGAUGGGAACGAUGCUUAAUAAAACGAGUUAUGACUUGGAGAGGAUGAGGUUUGGAGUUGUGUAUUUGAGCGCAGACACACACGCUGGUGGUGGUGGGUGUCUUGUACAUAGUACCAGCCGAUUCAUGUUGAACGUCGUAAUGUCGGAGUCUGGGUUUAUGAGGACGAGGACUAGGAGUCUUUCUGAAUUGACACGAUACCUUCCUUACUUAAAUACUUACUUACACCUUGAUAGACUCUCAAAAAUCCAUUAGAACCAUUGGUCUUGAUCGGUGACGAAAUGCUCAACAUGAGAUGUACGAACUCAAUUCGGCUCUUCU